CGUCGUUUACCUUAGCGACGUUUCCGGUUUUAAAAAUAUAGGCUGUUAUUGUUUUAUUUUAUAUUUUUAAUAAUAACAUUCUUACGUAGUAAGAUAAUGUAUAUAUUUAUAUUUAUUUAAACAGUUAUUGCAGUCCACAAUCAUGGUGCUGUCUGAUAUGCCUUUCGAGAAAAGUCGACUGAUUCACAGUCGCUACCAUGUGCUUCGACGUCCAGAGAGUGCUCCUGUACCAAUAGAAGAGGAUGCUAGAAACAAACUAAGCAAAGAAUAUGCGGCAUUUCUUAAAGAACAAGAAAGGAAAGUGGGGCCAGAGGGGUUUCUAGACUCAUCCAAAUAUAGUCACACAUUUUAUGUAAAAAAAGAACGCGAAAAAAUGAAAUCUCAACCAGAACGCCCGAAGCCUUCCAUCGUCAAACUAUCCACGCAGAUUGAUCAAGACCAGAAAGAGCAUGACAAAAGAAUCAAAGUUAUAGAGACCAGUAUUCAGGCGUUGAAGGAUCACAUGUGGCAACAUAAACAAGGAGAGAGGGAAAUGAAACGAACAGAAGGCGACAUCAUAAAAAAUCAGCGCACUGUCAAACAUAUGCUUAGGGACUAUGAAAACGUGAUAAACAAGAAGCGGAUGGCGGAGGAAGUGAAGCUGAACAAGGGGUUGGAGAAGUACACGGUUCUCCGUAAGGACUUCAUGCAUCAUACACAUGAUACGACUAAAACUCGGACCCAUCAGAAUAUUGCUUUCGAACACACGUUGAAGGACCAAGGUAGAAAAACCGAGAUACACAAAUCUGACCUGGCUCGUACAUACAAGGCCAAGAUGAGUGAGAUGGAAUUGAGGCAGGUGGAACUGCUGAGAAUCAACCAGGAGUUCGAGGCAAAAAUGAGACAGAAAGAGCAAGAGCAGUUUCAGUUGAAGCAGGAGCUAGCAGACCUUGCUAUUGCCCUUAAUAUGGAGGCACAGAAAGGGCGGGUGCAGUCUUUCGAGGCAAACAGAGAGAAAAAAAGGGAGAGAAGCAGUCGAAUCAUAGAGGAUUUGAAUGCCCAGCAGUCUUUGGAAAAUCAGCUUGCGAAGAGCGAUGGAGACAACAAGAAUGCGGAGAUGAUGAAGAGAAAGCUUAGUGCAGAUCUGGUGCUCACCAAGGCUCACAUUGCCAUUAAACAGCGAGAUGAUCAGCGCCAACUUAAGAGCACUCUGAUUCGUCUGGAUGACAACUCGAACACCCAGCGGGAACUCAAUGAGGCGGCUUUCCAUGCUGAGAUGGACUUGCGAAGUAAACAGAUGCAGCAGAAUAUCGAGGCCCACACUGUACGUCGUGUAAAACUCCUGAAGACAAACAUGAAGCAGAAGAAGUUGACUGAGGAGGCGAAGCAGAAAGUGUGGGAGGAGCGGUUCAAGAAACGGGUCAGCGAGAAGACCAGACUCGAGCAUGAAGACUCCCUCAAGUUCUUCCAGAAAAUGGUAUCAAAGGGCGAAGAGCAGGAGCAGAUGUUGUACGGGAAGGUGCGUAACGCGGAGUAUGGGCGCCAGAAGCAGGAGCAGGCCGUGCGCAGGCUGCAGCAACAACUGGCCGAGGUGAAGCGACGCAACGCAGCUAUCGUGAAGCAGACGCUUGCAGAACGUAACCAAGAGGAGGUGGAGUUAGAGCAGGCACUGAUACGAGAAAAGGCGGAGCUUGAUAAGAUGCAUUCACAGAGGGAGGAGAGCUAUGUCCGUCUACAAAAACAUCGCCAGCUUCUCAAGAUAGACAAACACAAUCUCAAUGGCCAUGAGCGUGAGCACAAACGCCUGGACCGGAUCGGCCAAAGGUCUGACUCUCUUGUGGACGUGUAUUGAAAACACCGCAAACUUUGUGUUUCUGUUCACCUCUGAAUUGGAAUCAGAACUGCUCCAAGGUUUUUACUUUAUGGUUGCAUGCAACCUGGGAUGCUCUUUUGGGUAAAAUCCUUCUCAGAAAACAAUUAAUAGUCCUUAUAAGAAAAAAAGUAUAUAAACACAAGCUUCUUUUAUAUAAAUACUUGUUUGUGUCUAUUUGCAUCACUAGACAAAUAAUAUUCCUUUGUUAAAUCAAAUGGAUUAUGAUUCAAUUUGUGUUUGAAGUAAUGAAAUUGAUAGAACAAAAAAGUACUUACUCUGAAUGCUUUUUAAAUUUAAUUAAUUUAAUUAAAUUUAAACUAUUCUUUUUAACUUAUUGAUAUCGCAUGUUUGAACUGUGUCAGCAAAAUUUAAUAUAAUGUCUCGUACAUUUGACAUGGUUAUUAAUUGACUUGUUUUGUCCAGAUUUUGAGCUUAAUUUUAGUGUUGUGUAACCACAAGGGUAGGGUGCUUGAAAUUGUAAACAAACUCUUCAAUGUGGAGAUAGUUGUGGUCUUAAAUGUUACAUAAUUUGUUGAAUUAAAAUAUUAAACAUUCCCUUCAAGAUGGCAGGCACAAGUGCCUGUUGAAGUUGGCAAAGAAAGAGAUUAAGGCUAUUAGAUAGGUAUAUUUGUUUGCUCUUCCUCAAGUGGCCUUGUACCCACAUAUGUGGGUCUUAAAUGAAUAUUCUUGUUAAACACAGAUUUAGUUUUAUGAGGCUUGUAAAUCAUGUGAAAGCAUAGCCAAAAAGCUUUUUAUAUAUGUUAUAACUUGCCCAUGUUCUGAAAGUGCAUUUUGUGACAGUAUGAUUUUUUUAAUUCAAUGUAUUCAUUUUAUAAAAAAUAAAGUAAUUAAGUGUCUAAAUGUCAAGGAUAUUUGUUUUUAAAACAUAUACUUUUAUCUGGCAUGAUACACUAUUUUUUCAAAAUAUGAUGUAUAUUAUAAACAACUACAAGUUAGAAUUAAAUCAAUUAUUUGAGGUUUACAUAUAUUCCAAUUGUUGUCAGAGAAUAUUUAUUGCAAAGGUGUUGUAUAUUCAAUAAAAUGACAUAAGUUGUUAACAAGUUCCAUCUAGUAAAUAAUAAAUAUUAAAAAUAAAUUUAUGAAUUAAUAAUGUUAGGUACUCAAACUGAAAUAUUAUUUAGUUAUUAUGUAUUCUGCUUAAAAUUACUGUUUCUUUUUCUUGAAAUGGAUUGAUGAAAAUACUUAUGACGUAAAUGUGCGUGUAAGUUCUUAAUUUGAUUGAGAAAUGUCCUCUUAUUUUCACAUGCCAUUUCUAGUCAAACUAUUUUUGCAGAAUGGCAUUAAAAUUGAACAUUAACAAAAGCAUUAUUUCACAAAUGAACAUCAAUAGAUGUAAGUUUUGUAUUAUUUUUAAAUAUAAUAAAGAAUAUAUCAUGUAUUUUAAACAUUACCAUAAAAUUCCUCAGUUCACGACUUUAUUAUAGAUAAUAAUAUUUUGAAAGAAAUCACAACACUAAUUUUAUUUUUACAUUGUUUCAUUAUUUUGUAAUCUCAAAUUGAAAUUUCUGCCAACUUGAUUUUACCUUUAGUUGCAUUAACUGACAUUCAUUCAUGAAUUCAGAUGUCUGAGUUCGUGUUUUUGAAGGUAUUUGUAUCCUGGCAUUCUUCCAUAAAUAUCAGAAGAUGAUGGCAUACAAUACUGGGUAAGUGUUCAACAAAGAUAAUGUUAACCUGGCUCAUUAAAACCCCAGAAUGUUUUCUAAGCAUCAUGAUUCAUGUUUUCUAUUUAAAAUGCUCUUCAAGGAGAACAAGAAUGUUACCUGAUAAAAUUGUCUUUUUGUUUGAGUUUCCUAAUGAACACUGAUGAAUUGUUGACAUGAGUAAUGAUUUAUUAUUUUCUACCUUAAAGAUCUGUGAUACCAUAAGCAGACAGUCUACAGCAAUCAUUCUAGAGAUAUAUCUAUUCAGUCUAUGUCUAUAAGUGUAUAACUUACCAUUAUACAUGUCUGUGAUAACUAUUACUUUUUAUAAACUGUUCUAUUAUAAAGAGCGUUUACUUCAUGCUUUGCAGUGUAUUAUUUUGUUCAUAAUUUAUUUUAUAACUCAUUUUCUGCUUUUACAGAUUUAUAAGUUUUAUAAAUAUUAUUUUAUCAUGUUUGUUAUACAUUUGGACUUGUUAUUGUAAUAUAUAUAUUUAGAAUUUAUAUGUCAGUUUGACUUAUUUGGAUGUCAAUAAAUUAUUACAAAAAUUA
Molecule: messenger RNA, 4065 nt
Organism: Dreissena polymorpha
Lineage: Eukaryota; Metazoa; Mollusca; Bivalvia; Myida; Dreissenidae
Product: trichohyalin-like
Exons: 15
Coding region: 143-1831 (562 amino acids)
Source: RefSeq, a predicted model, not a curated record